Dryobates pubescens (Downy woodpecker) is the source of this 956-nucleotide messenger RNA. It is a transcript of the gene RAD1, whose product is annotated as RAD1 checkpoint DNA exonuclease. The coding region runs from base 15 to 860 and encodes 281 amino acids. Gene Ontology annotation, molecular function: 3'-5' exonuclease activity. Gene Ontology annotation, biological process: DNA damage checkpoint signaling; DNA repair. Gene Ontology annotation, cellular component: checkpoint clamp complex; nucleus. NCBI's taxonomy places the organism in Eukaryota, Metazoa, Chordata, Aves, Piciformes, Picidae. The transcript is spliced from 5 exons. The record is from RefSeq and is a predicted model, not a curated record.
GCGGGUCGGUGGCCAUGCCUCUCUCCACGCAGCUGCCUACCAGCGGCGAGCCGUACGUGCUGGUCGUCAGCUUGGACAAUGCACGCCACCUCUCCAGCCUCCUUAGGGCCGUCCACUUCCAGGACCACGCCACUUGCUUCGCCACGGCCAACGGCCUCAGGGUGACGGUGGAGGAUGCCAAAUGCAUCCAGGCCAACGCUUUCAUUCAGGCAGAAAUUUUUCAGGAAUUUACUGUUCAGGAGGAAUCAGUGACUUUCCGGAUCAACUUGUCUGUUCUUCUUGACUGCUUGACCAUUUUUGGUGCCAGUUCUUUGCCAGGAACAUCAACAGCCCUUAGGAUGUGUUACCGUGGUUAUGGUUAUCCCUUGAUGCUGUUCUUGGAAGAAGGAGGAGUGGUGACAGUGUGCAAAAUCAACACACAAGAACCUGAUGAAUUGUUAGACUUUGACUUCUGUAGUACGAAGGUUGUUAAUAAAAUUAUCCUGCAGUCAGAAGGGCUACGGGAGGCGUUUGCUGAACUGGAUAUGACCAGUGAGGUUCUGCAGAUUACCAUGUCUCCAGAUAAACCCUACUUCAGAUUAUCUACUUUUGGAAAUGCAGGGAGUGCACAUCUGGACUAUCCUAAGGACUCUGAUUUGAUGGAAGCAUUCCACUGUAACCAGACCCAGACAAACAGGUACAAGAUUUCUUUGCUUAAACCAUCGACAAAGGCACUGGCUUUAUCUUGUAAAGUGUCCAUUCGAACGGAUGCUCAAGGAUUUCUUUCACUGCAGUAUAUGAUUAGAAAUGAAGAUGGACAGAUCUGUUUUGUGGAAUACUACUGUUGCCCUGAUGAGGAUAUCACGGAAGCAGAACUGUAGGUGUGUGCUUUGGCAUCCACAUGGUAUUUAUAGAGCUAUAAAAUAAUAUAUUUUUUUAUAAAACUGGGUAAAAACUGUAAAGAUUAAUAACUUCAU